GGGGAGUGAAAGAGAGAAAGGAAGAAAAGGUAGAAGGGGAGAGAAAAAGAGAGUGAGAAUCUGCGUGUAUCUGGUGAUUUGGCAGAGGGGCGAAAUCGCAAGUUGGUGCUGCAUUAUAUAUUAUAUAUAAAAAGAUAUAUAUUAUAUACAUCGUGUUACAAUAGUGCAGUGUCGAUUGCUGUUAUGGUAGCGGGACCUACAAAUACUAACUUCUGUGCUUCCAGGUAGGCCAAGUCCAAAUCAUUAUUCCUUUGGAUAACUGCAUUCUUUGUACGUUUGGGCACGCGCGAGCUUAUUUUUCGCAAAGUUUUAGAGUAGUUUUAUAAUACUUUUAAAACAGUGAAAAGGAUUAUUUUUGACUUUUAUCAUAUGUAUGAUAAAAGUCUAGGAUUGGACCGCCGCGCCGCGUCACAGCGCCAAUCAACUUAUAAAUACUUAAUAUAUAUGCAUAAAAUACGUGUCUAACGAAACGUUUGCUCAAACCGUACCAAGAUCAGUCUAAUUGAAAGUGAAAUCGUGCAGCGUACAAAGAUCUUAGCGGUUUCAUUAAAAAAAGAAAAAAACAGGUAUCUCACUAAUUCACUUUCAUAGUGCGAAACACGCUGUUGAAUAUGGUCGACUGUAUACUGGCGCAUUACUAAAUGAGAAACGCUUUGUGUGCUUCUAGAAACAUCUCUGCGGAUCUGCACGAUGUCACUCGUCGUAAUUGUGGAGUGGUUACAUAAUGGGCGCUCUUCUUUACGUUUGUACAUACAUAACGGACGAUCGUGGAUACUGCGAGUCCCUUUUUUUUUCUAUCAACGAUACGUUAAGCUCGAGUCCGCGAUAUUACAAACCGUAAGAGAUAACUGAUCUCACAAAUCGGGUGAUUAUAGAAGUCAAAAAAAGGAAUCCGCAAAUCGCAGUGGAUUCUACAAGCAUGAUUGCUUCUUUUUUUCAUCUGCGUUGAUAUAAUUAAGCUACACGGAUCAUUUUGAUCGAACAUUGAUUGUCGUCCUUUUUCUUUCUUUCUUAGGGGGCACGAUGUUGCCACCACCACCCGUGGCGAUAUUUCCGCCUGCGGCUGCGAUGCUGCCCCGUGGCCCGCCGCAAUUUGCAACGCCAUAUCCGCCACCCAUCUUUUACUGGCCUUACCCUUCACCGCCGGUUAGCCCGACUAAUUAUUACACCCCCGCAAACGUCGGCGGUAUCGCGCCCAUUCCUCAGCAAGCUGCUCUGUUAGGGCCAGCAGAAUGUCUGCAAUUAGCACCCGGGGCAACGACGCUGCCGACAACCACGGCCACGGGACCUGACGCGCGUAUCGAGGCGUAUCUACCACGAGUGGAGUUGGAUAAACGCAUGGCGGCGUUGCCUCCACCGCAGACCGAGUGCAAUCCCUUCGUUGAGGUUUUCAUGGUUUGAUCACCUCAGCGGGAUCUUCUUGCCUGGCCCAGUUCCUUGCCUCCUAGACAUGCGAUCCCAAGUUGGCGAAAUGAAUGGUCGAUGAGCGCUUAGGACCAGCUAAAACGUGGAAUUGCGUGGAAAAAAAGGCGAUUCAAGGGUAAUCCUUGAAAGAACGAUCCUCAUUGUUGUCUUCAUCAACGAGGUUUAAUGAUAUUUUUAUUCUUUGAACAUAUCGUACGUAGAUGUAGAUGUACAAGGCAAAGUGCAAAUGUAAAGGUGUAAUUUUUCCUCUAUGCGUUUUUCCAAAGGAAAUCAUUCUCUUUCGUAAAUUUCCGACGCGCCGUCAUAGCGACGCGUUACUUUCUAGUCUAGAGAUAGAUAGAAGCCGUUGUGGCGUGAUACACAGCGGUGUCGUUUCUUUCUCAUCGUUUGUUCCGAAUUUUUCCUCUCCUGGAAUGAGACGAACCGUGUAUUACAUUCUCCUCCUUUUAAGAGUCAUGGCACAGAAAAACGUAAGGCAAUAUGAUAUAAGCAGUAAGCAAAUCAGCUAAUUUGAAUAGAUAUCUUACUCGUAUGGCAAUAAGCAAUAAAUAAAGCCAAAUUGCUUGUUGCUUACGUCUAAUUGCUUAAGCUUUUUGUUCGUCAUAAUCUUAAUUUUCCUCUCUUUUUUUUUGUGUGUAUUUUAUUCCUUUACUAUGUUACAUUCUCAUCAUUUCCCAUUGCAAUGAUGGCAAUUGGACUUCGCGUACUUUUGCCCGCAUCGAGUUGAAAGAGCUUGCGGGAAUAUAUACGAGCAACCGAGUUGCACACGUCUCGGGUUAUAUACAAGAUAAACAAAUUACCUAUUAAAUAGAUUGUAAAUAAUACUUAUAUUUACCGAUCGUUGUAAGCGAUUGUAUCGGACAAUGUUUAAAGAUGUAGUCCGUGCCGCGCACUCGCUUUUGCAAUUAAACGCGUCUGAUUUGUAUCAAAUAUGCCGUGGUUGAUAUUUAGAUCCGACAUUACAUCGCGGGCUAUGUCUCGUUAGUUGUUUCUCUUUCAAAUUUUACAUACGAUGUUUUAUG
This is a messenger RNA of Trachymyrmex septentrionalis, 2447 nucleotides long. Its product is annotated as extensin-like. Lineage: Eukaryota; Metazoa; Arthropoda; Insecta; Hymenoptera; Formicidae. The record is from RefSeq and is a predicted model, not a curated record. Bases 1024 to 1401 code for a protein of 125 amino acids. The transcript is spliced from 2 exons.